Prunus armeniaca (apricot) is the source of this 972-nucleotide messenger RNA. NCBI's taxonomy places the organism in Eukaryota, Viridiplantae, Streptophyta, Magnoliopsida, Rosales, Rosaceae. The record is from the annotation of a GenBank genome assembly.
AUGGAUAAGGAUAACGACGGGUCAUCUGGUCGUCCGAGAACGCGUAAGUUUAUACCGAAAGGUCGCAAAAAGACCAGAGCACCUGUGCCCACACCUGAGGUUGGUGAUAAUGACGAUGGUGAAGAAGCCAGAAAGGCCGAGGCUCUGUUUCGUCAGUUCAAUGAGAAUCUCCAAAGACGGGGGCCUAAAGUCGAAAAGAAAUCUUCAGUGAGAGUUGCAUUUGGUCCUGGAGCAGAUACAUCCUCAACAUCUAUUAGAACAUAUGGAACUGCAAAGGAUGGUACUGGCAAAAGCAGCAGCUCAGUACUCGAAGACUCUGAUGAUGAUCAAAGUCUACCAACUUUGCCUGAAGUUGGAAAAGAUGUGUCCAUGGAAGAUGCUACUGAUGUAGCACCUCUUCAGACUGUGAAGCAAAGAUACACAGAAUGUUGGGAUUCUGAGACUACAUACUAUCCUACUACUCUCCCUCUCAGGAAGCCCAACUCUGGAGACCCAGAAGUCCUUAAUGAGAAUGAAUUUGGGGAGGAUGCUGAAAAAGAGUAUGAUGAGAGCACUAUAAACCAUGCUGCAGAACUUGGGCUGCUGGAGGAAAAAGUGGAAGCAAGGAUGUUGUUUGUUCAACUUCCUACCAUUUUGCCACUGACCAAGCGAUCAGCUACUGCAAAGGGAAAAGAGAAAGUUGGAAGCUCAACAUCACUGGAGAGCACAGGUGCUCCAAAGAAGGGGUGUAGUUUGGAGGAGCUGCCCGGCGGAUAUAUGGGUAAAAUGCUAGUCUACAAGAGUGGAGCAAUCAAGUUGAAGCUCGGAAAUACCCUCUGUGAUGUUUCACCUGGUUCAGAUUGUCUAUGUGAUGAAGAUGUUGCGGUAAUCAACACUGAGGAGAAGACAUGUUGUGUUCUUGGAGGGAUCAGCCACCGAGCUGUAGUAACUCCUAAUGUAGAUUCCCUCCUAAAUGUGAUUAGCUUGGAUUAA